Messenger RNA from Leptonychotes weddellii (Weddell seal), 2704 nucleotides. The record is from RefSeq and is a predicted model, not a curated record. NCBI's taxonomy places the organism in Eukaryota, Metazoa, Chordata, Mammalia, Carnivora, Phocidae.
AUGCUGGUGUUUGGGGGUGCUUCCUUGCCCCCAAAUCGGAAGACUUACGAGGCCACAGUGGACGAGGUGUGUGUGCAGGCACUUGGGGCGAAGAGCUCCUGUGAGAAUAAGCGGGUGGACCUGGUCUUCAUCAUCGACAGCUCCCGCAGCGUCAACACCCAUGACUAUGCCAAGGUCAAGGAGUUCAUUGUGGACAUCUUGCAGUUCUUGGACAUUGGCCCUGACGUCACCCGGGUGGGUCUGCUGCAGUAUGGCAGCACCGUCAAGAACGAGUUCUCCCUCAAGACCUUCAAAAGGAGGUCUGAAGUGGAGCGCGCCAUCAAGAGGAUGAGGCACUUGUCCACGGGCACCAUGACGGGGCUGGCCAUCCAGUAUGCCCUGAACAUUGCAUUCUCAGAAGCAGAGGGGGCCCGGCCCCUGAGGGAGAAUGUGCUGCGGGUCAUAAUGAUCGUGACCGAUGGGAGGCCACAGGACUCCGUGGCUGAGGUGGCUGCAAAGGCGCGGGACACCGGCAUCCUGAUCUUUGCCAUCGGUGUGGGCCAGGUGGACCUCAACACACUGAAGGCCAUCGGGAGUGAGCCACAUGAGGACCACGUCUUCCUAGUGGCCAACUUCAGCCAGAUGGAGUCACUGACAUCCGUGUUCCAGAACAAGUUGUGCACUGUGGACUACUGUGCCUCAGAGAACCACGGAUGCGAACAUGAGUGUGUGAAUGCCGAUGGCUCCUACUUUUGCUGGUGCCCUAAAGGAUUUGCUCUUAACCCAGAUAAAAAAACAUGCACAAGAAGGUGUCUCAAAUGUCUUUUAAGAUGGAAUAAGUUACUAAAAAAAGGAUUGAAUAAGUCAGUAAUGUAUGAACAGUUUCCUUCUUCUGUUUCUCUAAUUCCAAUUGGAUUCCCAGAAUUGGACUCCUGUGCCUUGGGGGACCAUGGCUGUGAACAUUCAUGUGUAAGCAGUGAAGACUCUUUUGUGUGUCAGUGCUUUGAAGGGUAUAUACUCCGUGAAGACGGGAAAACCUGCAGAAGGAAAGAUGUCUGCCAAACAGUCAACCAUGGCUGUGAGCACAUUUGCGUGAACAGUGAUCAGUCAUACAUCUGCAAGUGCCUGGAAGGAUUCCGGCUUGCCGAGGAUGGGAAAAGCUGCCGAAGAAAGGAUGUCUGCAAAUCGACCUACCAUGGCUGCGAACACAUUUGUGUUAAUCGUGGCAACUCCUACAUCUGCAAAUGUUCAGAGGGAUUUGUUCUAGCUGAGGAUGGAAGACGGUGCAAGAGAUGCACUGAAGGCCCAAUUGACCUGGUCUUUGUGAUCGAUGGAUCCAAGAGCCUCGGAGAAGAGAAUUUUGAGAUUGUGAAGCAGUUUGUCACUGGCAUUAUAGAUUCCUUGGCGGUUUCCCCCAAAGCUGCUCGAGUGGGGCUGCUCCAGUAUUCCACGCAGGUCCGCACAGAGUUUACCCUGAGGAACUUCAACUCGGCCAAAGACAUGAAAAAGGCCGUGGCCCACAUGAAAUACAUUGGCAAGGGCUCCAUGACGGGGCUGGCCCUGAAACACAUGUUUGAGAGAAGUUUCACCCAAGUAGAAGGGGCCAGACCUCUCUCCACACGGGUGCCCAGAGUGGCCAUCGUGUUCACGGAUGGACGGGCUCAGGAUGACGUCUCGGAGUGGGCCAGUAAAGCCCAGGCCAAUGGCAUAACUAUGUAUGCUGUUGGGGUAGGAAAAGCUAUUGAGGAAGAACUACAAGAGAUUGCCUCUGAGCCCACGGACAAGCAUCUCUUCUAUGCCGAAGACUUCAGCACGAUGGGAGAGAUAAGUGAAAAACUAAAGAAGGGCAUAUGUGAAGCUCUGGAAGACUCUGAUGGAAGUCAGGACUCCCCAGCAGGGGAACUGCCAAAGAGGGGCCACCAGCCAACAGAAUCUGAGCCAGUCACCAUAAAUAUCCGAGACCUACUUUCCUGUUCUAAUUUUGCAGUGCAACACCGAUAUCUGUUUGAAGAAGACAAUGUUUCACAGUCCACACAAAAACUUUUCCAUUCAACAAAAUCUUCAGGAAGUCCUUUGGAAGAAAAACAAGAUCAAUGCAAAUGUGAAAACCUUAUCAUGUUCCAGAACCUUGCAAAUGAAGAAGUGAGAAAGUUAACACAACGCUUAGAAGAAAUGACACAAAGGAUGGAAGCCCUGGAAAAUCGGCUGAGAUACAGAUGAAGAUUCGAAAUGCUCCACGUAUUUGUCCAUCAUUGUAUCAAGCGUUACAAUGAAAGCAGCUUGAGCCCCAAAGCUCAGGCUAUUGCUACAUCUAUAAAGUUGUAAAGUAAAACCUAACUAGUACUGAGAAAGCUGGUUUGCUAUAGAACACAAAGGCAAAAGUACACGCUAACUUGUAUAAAUUUGAGAAAGUCUUUCAGAACCCUAAAAUGAGAUUAUCAAGUGAGAACAAACAAGCUAUGCAAGAUAUUCUGUAACAUACUGUGGACAUGAUUUGCUUUUGCCUUGUCCCACCUUUGAGUGUUGUGAUCUCAUUUGACUACAAAAUAGUUUGCAGUCUUACUUCUGUAGAACACUGGCUAUAGGAAAAGCUAUUUUUUUGUAUUGGACUUUUAUCUUGAUAUAUGUAUAUGGAUGUAUGCAUAAAAUCAUAAAACGUAUGUACUUGUAUAACAAGUUGGAUUUUUUUAUACAAUAUUAAAAUUCACCACUUCAGAGAAUGGUA